Messenger RNA from Sphaerodactylus townsendi, 1862 nucleotides. Its product is annotated as F-box only protein 44-like. Gene Ontology annotation, biological process: SCF-dependent proteasomal ubiquitin-dependent protein catabolic process; glycoprotein catabolic process. Gene Ontology annotation, molecular function: protein binding; ubiquitin protein ligase activity. The record is from RefSeq and is a predicted model, not a curated record. NCBI's taxonomy places the organism in Eukaryota, Metazoa, Chordata, Lepidosauria, Squamata, Sphaerodactylidae. The transcript has 6 exons. The coding region runs from base 140 to 913 and encodes 257 amino acids. Gene Ontology annotation, cellular component: SCF ubiquitin ligase complex; cytoplasm.
GAGGGGCAUCCCUGCAGACGCUCAUUUGCAUGCGAUGACGCACUGACCAAGCUCCCCCUCCGCCCAAAAAGGCCGCCGGGUCUCCCACGAUUGGCGCGGAUUUACUCGCGAGUACUGGCUGAGACCUCGUUGGAGGAAGAUGGUGACCAUCGGCGACCUGCCCCCAGACGUUCUGGAGGAGGUGCUGUCUCGGGUGCCCGGAAGGGACCUUGUCUGCAACUGCCGGCUAGUUUGCUUGCAGUGGCGAGACGUGGUGGAUCUUCCUGCCCUGUGGAAACGCAAGUGUCAAAGAGAGGGCUUCGGUCUCGCCAUGUCAGAUAGAAGCAUCCUGGACUGGAAGACCUUCUACUUUCUCUGCAGCCUGAAGAGGAACUUAAUCAAGAAUCCGUGUGGCGAAAAGGGCUUGAAGUUCUGGGAAUUCAAGUCAAAGAAAAAGAAAGUGUGGAAGAUUGAGAAAGCACCGGAAGCCGAAGUGUAUUUCCCUAACAUUCGGAAAUGCUUUGUCGCAUAUCAUUUGUGUACCUUCAAGCACCAGCUUAUCACCUUGAAGGAUGAAGGCUACUGGGGUGAGCUCAUGGAUGAGACCAAGCCGGAUAUCGUGGUGAAGGACUGGUAUUAUUUCAGCCCAAACUACCGCUACGAAUUGUGUGUGAAACUAUUAUCUGAGGAUUUCAGCCUUCUCCAGGAAUGCCGUCCUGAAGGGGUCUUCAGAAACCAGUGGAGAGACGAGGAUAAAUGGUGUGAGGUUUCGUACACUUUUCACAACUACCCAGCUGGCGUCCGUCACAUCCGCUUUAUCCACGGAACCGAAGGCUGGACCUACAUGCGGGUCACCAACAGCAGCGUCACUAUUGGGCCGGAAGCUGCGCAGAGAAGAAAAGAGCCCGAAACCCAUUUGCCAGAUCAGCUUUGAGAUCCAGGGAUGAAGUCCGGCUUUCUCUUCAGACCCUUUGACACAUUAAGACGUGUAGCGGUUCAUAGGUGUCAAACUCACGGUCCUCCAGAUGUUAUGGACUACAGUUCCCAUCAUCCCGUGCCAGCAUGGGGAUGAUGGGAACUGUAGUCCAUAACAUCUGGAGGGGCGCGGGUUUGAUCUGGGAGACCCCAGUUCAAGCCUUAGCUGCAGGCAACCUCAUUGCAUGACCAUUGGCCAAUUUUUCUCUCAGCCUAACCAGCUCACAGGGUAGUCAUUGGGAGGAUAAAUUGCAGGAGGGGAAAGCAAUGUUUAAGCCAUGUUGGGAACCUGCUGGGGAGAAAAACAGGGUAUCCAUAAACAAAGAAACCUGUUGGGGACCUUUAAGGAAUCCUCACUCCAGAAUAUUUUUAGCAUCAAGGCUGUGAAGAUCCCAAUUUUCCGGUAUGUCUGUUUUUUGUCAGUGUGUUGUUGCUUCUUUUUAAACAGUUGGCUAUUUAAAGUUUUUCUGCAUAUCUGGGGUGUCCCCACCAAGCAUGCAGAAACCUCAGCCUUGUCUGUGGUUCGGUCUGGCUGCCCUCCGGACAGGCAUUUGGCCUUUACAUUUAUUAUUAGGAGAGUUUCUCCUGGGAAGAGGACUUUAUGCAGCAGCAGAAAACACUUGUGUUUUGAAAACUCUUUUAUUACAUAGAGCCUCUGUGAGUGAAGCAUUUUGGAUGGGUUUUGAUUUUCUACUCUUCCUGAUUUAAUUUAUGUACUUAUUUUUUUAACCAUGAUUUCAUUGUUUGGAUGUUGGUCCCAACUUCCUUUAUUUGUUUGCAAGACACCACUCAGAGAUCUUUCUACCUUUAAAGUGGCUCUCUGUCUUAUUGCACUGAUUAUUCUGUAAAGAAUGUAUCAUAACUGUACAUAAAUAAACAGCAACAGAUAGUAUUUACUGUACACAGUA